AUGGAUCUAGAGCUCGAGCGUUUCUCUAGGCUGCUACGAGACUGUGGAGACUCGAGAGAUUUAGGGCGAGGACGAAAGCUCCACCGAGAGAUUCUUAGCGGUGGCGAGCACCUCAGGCACUGCAAGCUUCUCAACGAUCAGCUGAUACACAUGUACGGGAAAUGUGGGAGCGCCGUCGAUGCCUGGGACGUGUUCUGCGGGAUCAACGGCUCGGAUCUCCUUUCCUGGAAUCUCAUGCUCAGUGCAUAUGCUCAGAAUGGGCAACUGGGAAAAGCGAGAGAAGUGUUUGAACGUAUUCCACGGCGAGAUGUUGUUACAUGGACGGCUAUGAUCACUGCUUGUCAUUGCGGUAAUUCCUUAGAAAAAUCGAAAAACUACUUUGAUUCGAUGCCGGAAAGAAACGUAGUUACUUGGACGGCCAUGGCUACUGCAUUUGCCGGAGCUGGGUAUUUAGAAGAAGCCCGGAUAAUCUUCGAGAAGAUGCCCGAGUGGAAUCUUGUGACCUGGAACUCCAUGGUCGAAGCAUAUUGUUCCAGCAAUGAGUUGGAUGAGGCCAAGGUGAUCUAUGAUAGCAUGCCCCAAAAGACAAUGGGAGCCAUGACGUCGUUCAUUCGUGUUUAUGCAGAGAAUGGGGAUGUAGAAGCUGCAAAGAUUCUAUUUGAUAGUAUGCCUUACCAUGAUGAAAUUUCUUGUGUAAGCGUAAUGGCAGGAUUUGUAUAUGACUGUUCUUUAGACCGAGCAUUGUUUGUGUUCAACAAUAUACAAUACCAAAGUAUAUUGUCUUGGACAUCUAUGAUCUGGGGUUAUAUUCAGAUGGGCCACCUUGAGGAGGCAAAGGUGGUGUUUGACUCAAUGCCUCUCUACAAUGUGGUGGCUUUAAAUGCUAUGCUACAAAUUCAUGUUAUAAACAGAAGUGUCAAGGAAACAAAGCACGUAUUUGAGCGAAUGUGUCAAAAGAAUCUAGUCUCGUGGACUUUGAUGCUUUUGGCAUAUGCCCAAGAUGGUUAUUUCUUGGAUGCUCAGAGAUUGUUUGAGAAGAUGCCAGAGAGAAACGUUGUAAUUUGCAGUGCUGUGAUGGAAAUGUAUACCCAAAUGGGGAGUUUGGAUCAAGCACUGGAUAUAUUCCAUUCGAUGCCCAUUCAUAAUGUGGUUUCAUGCACAAUAGCUUUACAAAUCAGAUCCUUGUUAGGUAGCAGCAUUGAGGAUCUUAGGGUGAUGCUAGAAAGAUUUCCCCAGAAAGACAUUGUUUCACUUAAUGUAAUGCUCGCUGAAUAUGCCCGAAGAGGCUCUGAUUUGCGCCUAUGGCCGUUGUGCGCAAUGCAGAGAAGCCCUAGAGAUCUUCCACGAGCUGGUUUCCAGCGGAAUCAAUCCCGACGCAAUCACCUUCUUGAGUUUGCUCUUUGUCUGUAG
Messenger RNA from Selaginella moellendorffii, 1410 nucleotides. Its product is annotated as pentatricopeptide repeat-containing protein At4g02750-like. The record is from RefSeq and is a predicted model, not a curated record. Lineage: Eukaryota; Viridiplantae; Streptophyta; Lycopodiopsida; Selaginellales; Selaginellaceae. The transcript is spliced from 2 exons. Bases 1 to 1410 code for a protein of 469 amino acids. Gene Ontology annotation, molecular function: protein binding.